This is a messenger RNA of Pocillopora verrucosa, 4178 nucleotides long. NCBI's taxonomy places the organism in Eukaryota, Metazoa, Cnidaria, Anthozoa, Scleractinia, Pocilloporidae. The record is from RefSeq and is a predicted model, not a curated record.
UUGAAUCCUUAGGCGACAUAGCCGCGAGGGUCUUAAAACUAAAAAUCUACUUUCUUAAAGGAGAUCGUAUUUCUAAUACACUGGCCAAGAAUGGCGCUACACAUGAAAGGAUGAGGCAAGCCUAAAGGCGAAAUAUUCUUUCACCACAACGAAUUCAACUCCUCUUUCUUCGAAUAAGCGUUCAACUUAUCACCGUAAAUCCGCGUUAAUCUUCUAAGCGGAAAAAAGGAUCCAACUAUAGCUUAAGCAGUAAGAGCAACAUGGCGGCUGCCGCACCAACAGGUGCAUCAUAUGAAGUCCUUCAUACAACUCACAAGAAAGCAAACUUCCAGCGGAUUGCGAGACUAUUAGUGGCUGGAGGCACAGCUCUAAUGCGAGAAAUAUUUGAUCAGUAUUUCAACACACCGCUUCAGUUUCAUCUCAAGCUAAACGUUCCUUUCGUUAAGAACAAGAUUAAGAGGGCAAAACUAACCAAGCCACAAAUGGACUGCCUUUAUCCAAAAACUGGAACAUGUAAUAAAAAUUCGAAAGACUUCGACAUCAGCCUCCUUCACAAACUAUUUAAAACAAUUUGUAACCUUAAUCCACCAGCAUCUGGGUGGGAUGCCUUUCCACCACCAACAGACCACUCUAAAGCUGCCGAUUUGACAAGAAUUAAACAAUACCGCAACAAAAUUUUCCAUGACUACUCUGACAUGGAAAUGGAUGACACCGAGUUUAAUUCGCUAUGGAACGACAUUCGGGAGGCCCUUUUGAGACUAGCACGCUCGAUUAGUCCUUCAACUAGAAGUGCAUGGGAAAGAGCGAUUGAAAAAUUAUAUACAGCUCCGCUAACGCCUGAGGAUGAGAGUAAAGUUAGAGAGUUGAAAAAAAUGUACGAAAAUGAAGUAAGAAGCAAAGAGGAAAUAAAUAAUAUUGAAAAGGCUCUUCAAGUGGGACUUGAUAGUGUACACCAGGCCAUUAAAAGGACUGGUGAUGAUGUUCACCAGGCGAUGCAAAAAGGUUUCAGCGGUUUACAUCAGGCCAUCAAAGAGACCAUGAUGAAAAACUUUCAUCCCAUCGUCGAAAAGAAGAAUGAUUCAGGGACAUCGCCGCAGUUAACAGAGAGCGCUCUCGUCGGAAGAGCGCAAAAUGCUACUGGUUCAGGAUCACGACAGUUACCAGCAGUAGACAAAGUACGGGACUUAGGAGAGCUUUGCAAGAUUGCAGCUGCUGUUGGUAUGAAAACAGAAAAUUUCGAAACAAUAAAAGAAAUACAGGAAAAACUUCAUAAACACAUCAAAGAAAAACGUCAGGAAUCGAGGAAGACGUUUGAAGUGAUCUCCGAAGCUGGUAAAGCUGAUGAACACAAACGAAGUGAGCUUCUACGUCUUUACAUUGAAACGAGAGAAAUACUAAACCAGCUCGAUGAUGAAUUCAUAAAUCCUCUUGAAACAAGUUUGGGAGAUAUCAAAACGGCUCUAGAAGAAAACAUCAGAAGUCUUGCGCCAAGGGAUCAGUAUGUGGUGCUUGUUGCAGGUGAGACUAGUGCUGGCAAGAGUAGUGUUAUCAACCUAAUACUUGGCGAAGAGAUUUUACCAAGUGCCGUUUUGGGUACAACAUCGACAAUGUUCGAGCUCAAGUAUGAUAAAACCCCCAAGGUUGUCAUACAUUUUAACGAUUCUCGUGAAACUAUGUAUUACAAAUUAGUUGGUCCUAAAGAGUCCUUCCAGGAGCAGAUAAAUAGUCUUGUGAGUGAAAAGAAUGAACGUGGGAGAGUAUCUCCUUACAAGAAGAUCGAGCUGUUUUGGCCGCAUCCGUUGUUCCAGGAGCGUGUCAUCAUUGUUGAUAGCCCUGGAGUGGGAGAUAAUAAUGCCAUGAAUGAAGCUGUCCUUAACUACCUUCCGAAUGCCUUCUGCUUUAUUUAUGUCAUCAACAGCACCAAUGCUGGAGGAGUUCAGGAAGACAGACUGGGAAAGUUACUAUCCAAUGCUGCGAGCUGCAAGAGAGAAGCGAAGAUGGACUUAAAGCUGUUUGCUGGUUGUGCCUUGUUCGUUUGCAACAAAUGGGACGAGAUUAAACCCCAUGAAGUAGAGGAGGUGAAAUUGGAACAAAUCAAAAGGCUCACCAAAAAGUUGGGCGGACUCGACCCGCACUUACAAGUUGUUUACCUGUCGUGCAAAGAUGCUCAAUUGGCACAGGAAUACGGUGUUAUAAGAAGCGACUUUGAUGACCUGAUCAGAGGGAUAAGCAAUUUAUUAGUGUCUUCCAUGCAGAAUAACUUGGACAUCUACACGAGAUGGCUCGAUGAUCUUCUAUCUCGUGUCUCUCGUCAAGUUACGCUAUCAAUCAGAUCAACAACUUUGUCACGGCUGGAAAAAGAUCGGAAAAUGAGGGAGAUCAAGAAACGAAUGGAAGAAUUAAAAAGAUCCCAAAAUGAAACCAUAAAAGAACUCGGUAAAUACCAAACGCAAUUAAUCUGGGAGAUUACGGGAAGGUUGGCUUUUUACUUUAAAGCGACGGGCACAUCAACCCGAUUUUGCGAGUGGUCUCCUGCAUCGAAACGGAUUCAUCAGUUCGUUCAAGAGUGGGAGGAUGAAGAGCACGAGUUCGCUAAAGCCCAAGACACAGUUAUUAAAAAUCUUUGUGAGAAGUAUAACAUCAUGGAGGAAGAGAUCCGCAGAGUAGAAGACGAAGUUCUCUUUGAAAACGGAACGGCGGAGGUUUUCCAGCAAGAAAUACGCACUGCUAACCCCCUAAGCAUCCCUGAAGAGGGAUUUCAAAACGGUCCCAUUGCGAGUAAAACUCCUGUGUGGCUCCGGCAAGGAUUAGCAUCUGUUGUAAUUCGCUCUCCGUUGAGUAAACUUGUGUCAAAAUUGAAGGAGAGGCUGGAUUUCUCCAGAAAGCUUAGUAAGUACCAGACCGACCCAUGCACCCACAUGUCUGAGAGAUGUACAGCUUCUCUUGAAAUUCUCUCGGACCAAGACCGUCUCCUUCCGUUUAUAACAGAACAACUUGAAGAUUCGGUGCAGGUUUUAAAUCAGAUAAAAGAGAAAAUUCCUAAAUUAAUAGAAGGUGACGAGCAACUGUACCGACAGCUUCUGUCGGACACGAGAAGUAAGGCUGACAUCCAGAAUUUCUAUGAGCCUAUAGGUGAGAAACUAGAGUCACUGAAGGGAGAAGUGAUCGUCUAUGCUUUGAAAGAAAUAAGGCGAUCCGACUUUUCUGACGGAGAUUUGAAAUGGACAGAAGAUGACAGGUCCAUCGUCGGUAGAGGUAGCUUGUCCACAGUUUACUCUGGUGUACUUUCCCGUAAGGAAGAAAAGGAAAUAAAGGUCGCUUUGAGAGUUCACACAGAUCUUCUUUCAAAGGAAAACGUGGGGCAAUUUUGGAAUGAAGAUAUGACUAUGAGGGAGAUACGCGGACAUCCAAGUAUUGUGGAGUUUUAUGGGACACAUCUUCUCAGAGGACCAGAGGGUACCAAAGUUGUGAUGGUAUCGGAGCUCUGUAAGGAUUCCAUCGAGAAAUACAUUUUGUCUAAUCGUGACCAGGCCCCUUUCCGUACGAGGAAUAAAGUGUUACAUUGGGCUGUGCAAAUCGUUGACGCUUUGUGCUUUAUCCAUAGUAAAGAACUUUCCCAUCAGAAUUUGAAAUUGAAAAAUGUGUUGCUUACCCAAGACGAAAACGUGAAGCUCAAAGGCAUCGGCAGCGGUUCAUUUAGAGUGAAUAAAGAUAUCAUAGAAGAUAACACCCGUUAUCUAGCACCUGAAGUGUUGGAAAGUAAGUGUCGAAACUACGACAGUAAGUCUGAUAUGUUUAGCUUCAGUAUUUUGCUUUGGGAAUUGUGGUUCUGUGAGAAAGCUUUUCAAAGCUCGAUCACCAGUCAUUCACAGCACUUACAAAGGCUAAAGAGGGGACUCCGCCCAACACAUUUAGAGGGUAAAGACCGUCCAUGGCAAGUUUGGACAAAAGUCAUGGAAACAUGCUGGGAAGGUGAACCAAGUGCCCGAUUAACUGCUGAGGAAAGCUGGAACAGAUUACGUAGGUUGGAGUCUGCUUGGAGGAAAACACAACCAGUGCGAUAGACACCACCACCGAAACCAUCUUGAAAGUAAAAACAAAGCUAGCACUAUAAUCAUCUUGAGACUCAUCCGUUGCUGUUUCACUAUAUUUUAGUUGAGGCUUGCCGUCUAUAACGA